Peromyscus maniculatus bairdii (prairie deer mouse) is the source of this 1482-nucleotide messenger RNA. It is a transcript of the gene Hmg20b, whose product is annotated as high mobility group 20B. Lineage: Eukaryota; Metazoa; Chordata; Mammalia; Rodentia; Cricetidae. Gene Ontology annotation, cellular component: nucleus. The record is from RefSeq and is a predicted model, not a curated record. Gene Ontology annotation, biological process: regulation of gene expression.
UAAUCUGCAUGACCCCGCCCCUCGUGGACUUCUUGGCCAACUGGAGCGCUGUGCUUGGCCUCAUUAGCAUAUGGGCGGGGCCGCCGCGGGCGCUUGGUUGGAGCGUCGCCGCAUCCCAGGUCCCGGGAAAGUUUUUUCGGAGGUCCCGCCCAGAGAGGCCAUGUCCCACGGCCCCCGGCAGCCAGGCGGGGCCACCGCGCCUGCGGGAAGCAAGACUCCGGGCCAGCACGGGGCCUUCGUAGUGGCCGUCAAACAGGAGCGCGGCGAGGGCGCCCGCGCCGGAGAGAAGGGGUCCCAGGAGGAGGAGCCCGUGAAGAAGAGAGGCUGGCCGAAAGGCAAGAAGCGAAAGAAGGUUCUCCCCAAUGGGCCCAAGGCCCCCGUCACCGGCUACGUGCGCUUCCUCAACGAGCGUCGGGAGCAGAUUCGCACCCGCCACCCGGACCUGCCCUUUCCGGAGAUCACCAAGAUGCUGGGCGCCGAGUGGAGCAAGCUGCAGCCGGCAGAGAAGCAGCGGUACCUGGACGAGGCGGAAAAGGAGAAACAGCAAUACUUGAAGGAGCUGUGGGCGUACCAGCAGUCGGAGGCCUACAAGGUCUGCACAGAGAAGAUCCAAGAAAACAAAAUUAAAAAAGAGGACUCCGGCUCUGGGCUCAUGAACACGCUCCUGAAUGGGCACAAGGGUGUGGACUGUGAUGGCUUUUCCACAUUCGAUGUUCCCAUCUUCACUGAAGAGUUUUUGGACCAAAACAAAGCCCGCGAGGCGGAGUUGCGGCGCCUGCGGAAGAUGAACGUGGCCUUCGAGGAGCAGAACGCGGUGCUGCAGCGCCACACGCAGAGCAUGAGCAGCGCACGCGAGCGUCUGGAGCAGGAGCUGGCGUUGGAGGAGCGGCGCACGCUGGCGCUGCAGCAGCAACUGCAGGCCGUGAGGCAGGCGCUCACCGCCAGCUUCGCCUCCCUGCCGGUGCCCGGCACCGGGGAGACGCCGACGCUCGGGACUCUGGACUUCUACAUGGCGCGGCUGCACGGAGCCAUCGAGCGUGACCCCGCGCAGCACGAGAGACUGAUCGCGCGCGUCAAGGAGAUCCUGGCGCGGGUGGCCAGCGAGCACCUGUGACGCCUCUGGGACCGGCAGACGCCCCUCCCCACCCACCCAGGAGGAAGCUGGGGUCCCCGGUGGGGCCGCGCCCGUGCUGCACCGUGGAUCUGCAGACCUAACCCCCAGAGAAUCCUCAACGGCAUCCCUUUAGCUUCGAACCCUAGGCUCCCAGGCUGCCUCGCGGGAGGGGAACGGAGACACCCCACCCCGGGGCAGACACCCCACCCCGGGGCAGAGCACGACUCCAGGGCGCUCGCCGCAGGGCCCGGGGACCCACUGCGCAGGCGCGGGGUGCCACGGCGGCCAGGGGGGGGCUGCAGUACAACCCCCACCCCGGCGCCUCCCACCGCCCAAUCCGGACUUUUCAAUAAAUGUAAAUGAAAACA